This is a messenger RNA of Gekko japonicus, 2379 nucleotides long. RefSeq names its product HIRA interacting protein 3 (gene HIRIP3). Bases 16 to 2328 code for a protein of 770 amino acids. Gene Ontology annotation, cellular component: nucleus. The transcript has 7 exons. Lineage: Eukaryota; Metazoa; Chordata; Lepidosauria; Squamata; Gekkonidae. The record is from RefSeq and is a predicted model, not a curated record.
CCAUGGCGGGAAAUCAUGGCAACGCUCGCUGUAGUGGAGCAGGGCAUGGAAAGAUUCGUCAAGGGUCUCUUCCAGGGGAGUCCUGAUCUCAGCACCCUUACUCACGCCAUCGUGCGGAAAAAAUAUCUCACUCACAUUGGAAAGGAGACUUUGACCAAAGAGGAGAAAGACCAGCUCAAACGGCUGAUAGAGAAAGAACUGCUCCAGAUUCAGAUUGAAGAUUCUGGCGACGAAGGGUUAUUGACUAAAUGGAAGCCUUCAGCCGAUUCCGGGGGCCAAAAGAGAACCCUUUGCAUCUCGGAUAGCUCUGGAGAUGAGGUAGAAAGCAGACGUGAGCGGAAGAAGCGGCGAACUGUGAAGGAGUUGGAACUCAGUUCUGAUGAAGAGGAUUCUGGGAUUGAUUCCAAGAAGGCACGAGUCUGUCGAGGCCCAAAGGGUGCUGGGAAAUCCUUGAGCUCCUCUGACCACGGAGACUCUGGAGCAGAAGGUCAUGCUGAGGCAUCUGGGAGCGAGGAGGAGAGUGUGAAGAACAACACUACACCCCCCUCCCGGAAGACUGAAAGAGAGACGCUGGGGAGGCCACCCAGCAAGGGGCAGCGAGGCAGAGGGAAGGGGGAAAGGCCAGGGAGUGAGAGAGAGGAGAGCCAGGGAGGGCAGGGGAGCGAUGCUGAAGAAGAGGUCAGCAAAGCCAGGAAACCAACAAAGCACCAAACUGAAGAGUCAGAGAAUAAUUCUGAGGAUGACCUUAAAGAGUACAGGCUCCAGAAGAGGAAAGGGAUGGGCAGAAAGGCGAAAGGCCCUGACAGGGUGGGGAAGGGGGAGUGGAGAAAAGAAGAUAAGCAAAGGGGGAAAAGAGAGACUGAGUCAGAAGACGAAAGCGAUCUGUCUGAGACACGUGGAAAGAAGAGAACCGGUCGGAGUGAUAGUGGAAAGGAGAAGGGAGGAGGUGAGGGCCAUAAGACCAAGAUCCUGGGAGGAUCCAGAAGCCGUAAGGUUCGAGGGCAGAGCCAGAGUGAGGAUGAGUCUGACUGUGCUUCAGGGGAGAAGCCAAAGACACAGAGCAAAGUGGCUGGUUAUAAACACCAAAAGAAAGAUGCGAGCGUGGAGGAGUCUGAGAGCGAUCCAGAGGACAGGUGUGAAGGCCAGAUGAAGAAAGAUGUACACAAGACCAAAUCCCAGAGGGCGAGGGCAGAGAAACUGGAGACCGACAGUGAUUCGGAAGAAAGAGAAGUGCUUAAGAAGAAGGUAAAAAACCAAGGGAUGAAAAAGGCACAGGGGAGGGGGAUGAGCAGAAAGGAGACGGAGGGAAACCAGAAACGCAGGAAUCCCAUAAAGCAGCAGGGAGGGCACAAGCCCAAGAGAAGCGUGAGCAGAAAAGAAUCGGGAAGCGAGACGGAAGAAGAGAAGGGCUCGGAACUAAAAAAGAAGGUAACGCGUGACUCCAGCAGUAGUGAAAACGAGUCCCAGAGGGAGGCAGGGCAGAGGGGGAGAGGCAGAAAGCAGCCUGGGAAGACGGCCCUUAGCAGAGGCGACUCAGAAAGCGGCUCUGAAGAAACUGCAGGUGUGACUCCGAGACAAAAGAGGAUGUCAACAGGGAGGAGGGUGAGCGAGGAGGUGUCUGGGAGCGGAUCCAGCGAGGCAGAAGACGAACCGAAAAAGAAAGGAGCGGAGAAGUCCCGGCAAGAAAGUGUCAACGAAGUGGAAUCGGAGGGUGAUUUGGAAGAAUCCGGCAGCGAAUCUGCAGGGGAGGCGAAAAGCAGAAGCCGGCAGGAGAAACAAACACAGAAGCCCAAAGGCCGAAGUAACAGCAAGGGAGAAAUGAGGAGCGAAUCAGAUAAGGAGGACGAGUGCAGUAGCUCGGGAGAUGAAGACAGUCCUAGAUCUUCCAAGAAGCCGCAUCAAGGGAAGGACAAAGAGCACCGUUCCGCAAAGGGCGAGGAUCACCCUUCGGUCCAGCGCCUGAAGCGCUACAUCCGGGAGUGCGGCGUGCGCCGGAAUUACAAGAAACUGCUGAUGGGUUGCCGUUCGCGCAAGGCACAGUUGGAGGUGUUGAAGCAGGAGCUGGAAAACCUGGGUCUGAAGGGGACGCCCACUCUAGCCAAGUGCAAGGCCCUGAAGAAAAAGCUGGAAGAAGCUGCUGAGGUGGCUUCCCUUGAUCUAAGCAACAUUAUCGCUACAGAAGGCCGCCCAAGGCGUCGUAAUGUCUGGAGUCUCUACAGCAAGCCAGAGGAGCCGCCCAGUUCGCCAGAGGAGCCGCCCAUCCGGCGUCCUUCGACGGAGUGGUCCCGUCUUCGAGGGGUCAUCAGUUCCGACGAUGAAAGCGAUUGACUGUGGGGGGGGGGCAUCCAAGCAGUUAUGGGUCAUGACCCUAGCUUUGAG